This is a messenger RNA of Ophidiomyces ophidiicola, 2028 nucleotides long. RefSeq lists its product as uncharacterized. The transcript is spliced from 2 exons. The coding region runs from base 1 to 2028 and encodes 675 amino acids. The record is from RefSeq and is a predicted model, not a curated record. Lineage: Eukaryota; Fungi; Ascomycota; Eurotiomycetes; Onygenales; Onygenaceae.
AUGAGGCUAUUUCAUUCACUUUUUCUUCUGGGAGCAUCUUCUGCCCUUCAAACGCCCACACAGACCUACAUUCCUUCUAAGAAUUCCAGGACUCUUGACCAGUUUCACUCAGGCUACUCUGUUGGAAUUAGCCCUUCAUUGUUGGCCGCUGCCCCGACCGAUACAGCACCCUCGGCAAAUGGUUUUCCCAAAAAAGAAGAUAUCCUGACAGCGAGCGAUAGCAAUGAUGUCGGAAUAUACUGCAACCACUCGAAAUGCUACACUUCGACAAUAUUGAUAACAAGAACAUACACUGUACCAGUCAGCCACACCACUAUCUCAACCACGAGGCAAACGACGACUUUGGCUACCAAAUCUACAACAAAAUCAUCCAUACAGUGGCCUACCUGGUGGCCCAGCGAUAUCCCUACUAAGGAGCCUCCCUGCAGUGGCGAUUGGUGCUGGUGGAAAACGACGGUUACAAAAACAGUAAGAGAGUCUGCAACGCCAAUCACAGUCACAGUUGGAAUCACAACGACAGUCACGGUGCCGUUGACUAUAACAUAUACCGAAAAAGAGACCAUUACGAAGAAGGAUACGACAACAGUGGAGGAAACUGAAUACAAGACCCUGACCCUUACGUUGUCUAAGACUGAAUACAGUACAACUACGAAUAGUUAUACCAUUACUGAUCAAAAAACCGUGACAGACCGUCGCACGGUGACGGAUAAACACACUGUUACUGAUGUUGUCACAACUGAGCAGACGCUCACCUUACCGCCGAGUACCACCACGGAUGUCAUUACCCUCCCUGCUAAAACUAUCACAAACGUGAUCACGCUUCCACGAAGCACAAGCACCGUGGUAAAAACCCUUCCUGCUAUUACAGUUACUCUUCCGGGAACGACAAUUACACUACCGCCAACAACAAAAACGAUUGUGGUCACCCUACCUCCAAGCAUAAUUACACAAACCUCCACACUUCCUGGAAUGGUAACUACCGUGUACCGUCCUGCAACCGAUCAAAUCAUAACGAAAACUUCAAAUUAUAUUUCCCUCUGCCCAUCCCGCACCCUCAACCCUACUUUCACUCCUACAGCACCUCUUCCAACUGAUUACAUAUGGGGAUGCCCCCCUGGCUCCCUCUGUAAACCGAUGCGCAGCGCUAUGGAUGGCACUUGUAAUUUCGACGUUGGUCCACCAAGCGCAAAUUUUUUCUGUAGUCCUGAGGAGUGUCCUGCCAGCCCAUCUUUACACCCCCCACAAUAUUGGGGAACACCAGUUGUUGGAAGUACAGUCAAGAAGUUCAUUGUUUCUCUAGGGUACUAUAAUCUAGACCCAAGGAAAUUCGGCCUUGGCUUUGAUAUUUUCCUUUUCGAAAAUGCCACCCAGUCUUCGGAAGUCGGCAAACGACAAGUCAUAAAGGCCCUUCCAGCAGUGUGCUACGACGAAUGCAACAAUAGUGUGCUAGAGGCGCAAAGCAAAGGCGACCCAGAGAAGCUAUGUCGUAAGGGCUCGGCUUUUCUCACCCAUCUGGACGAGUGCAACAGAUGCAUUAGGGCUCAUCGCCAGCCUAACCAUGGAACGUUUGAUGAUAUUCUCAGGCCAGACUUUGAAAGCUUUCUUAAUCUGUGCAAGACGCUCCCUGGAAAUUCCACCGUUGUACCUGAGCCGCAACUAUCUCAUAGCACAAACCAGAUAUCCCAACCAACAUCGGAAAUUGAAUCUUCCUCUCUCUUGGUAUCGAGUCCAUCUUCAGCCCCAUUUGCAUCGAAUUCUUUGAAUUCGUCGUUUCCGAUACCAAAUUCCAAUAUCCAAACUUAUCAGUCUUUGCUGUUUACAAGAACUCCCCCUUCCCCCCCUAUACGGUCUACAAAUUCACAGCCAGAAACCAGUGAUACUGCCAACUCCAUCAGAACAGAGCCGCCUCGAACAUCCUCAACCACCGCAGCAGAAUUUACUGGAGUGGCACCGAUUUUCAAGCCACUGAAAUACUUACAUAUUUUCACCAAUACUCUCGUGGUAGCGUUCAUGCUAAAGUUUCUGUGA